CAAAGUUUGUCUCUUCAAUAUUAACCUGAUGAUUAAACAAUACUGCUGGAGCUGCAAUUGCAAAAGUCUAUUUUCUAAAUUGGGUUGCAUGUGUGUGUUUGGAGGAUUGACCGAUUUUGAAUCCCAGACCACCUCACUAGUUAAAAAUCAACUCCAAAUGAACCCGGAAGUUUACUUCAUUUGCACCCAAUAAUUUAAGGAGGACUGAAGAUCAAGCCUCAUUACAGACCUAAUCAAUCGAACAUUUUCCCACACAGACAACUACAUCACCCAUUAUAGGCUCUGUAAGCACUUCAUCUCCACCUCUCGUCUUUUGUUUUUGUAAAGUUGACACAUUAGAGCGUAAAAGCUAAAUGCAGCUGAAUCUGUCUCCUCCUCGUUGCUGCUCUUAGCAGGUGGUUUGAUACCCCUCUUCCUUAAUAAGGCAGCUGACGUCAGAGAAACAGGGCGGCGUGUGCACGCGCGAGAGAGAAAGAAGGAGAGAGAGAGAGAUGUGUAUGCCCACAGUGCGCAUGUGCAAAAACAGUGAUCUCUGCUGCGGUGGUAGAGGGGCCAGAGACACACAGCUAGAGAGAUGGCGCGGCACCCGACCGGAGCGCGAGGACAGCUGGUUGGCGGUGGGGGGGCUUGAAUCAUAAAGAGAAUCGCAAAAAUUUUUAAAAAGGGAAAAAAAGAGAAAAAAUAUCAAGAAAAAUAAGGACUCGGGGGAAGGAGUUUUCAUUCAACAAAACAGCGAGAGAGGAGAGGGAAAAAUCCGAGAAUAUCAGGAGUGAGAGGAGGAGGCUGCUGCUGCUGCUGCUGCUGCUACAAGAGAGAGGGGAGGAAAAAAGCAACAAAAGAAAACUGAACUUCUACUACUGCACGUGAGGACUUGUGGGCAUCAGCUACCUGCGGUAGGUCAGAUAGAUGGUUGGUCCACAGCGCUGCCCGGAUCAUGAACGCACAGCUGUCGAUGGAGAAUAUUGGCGAUCUGCACGGAGUGAGCCAUGAGACCGUGUCCGGUCACGGAGAGCUGCUAAGCGGCCACAGUCCACAUUCCCGUCCUGGGCCCCGGGGUCUCAGCCACCGCGCGAUGGGCAUGGCGACCCUGCUGGACGGCGGAGACUAUCACCCCGGACAUCCCGGACACCUGCACCCGGCCAUCAGCAUGUGUGAAGCCCCCCCUGGCAUGAGCGCGAGCAGCACUUACACUACCCUCACCCCCCUACAGCCCUUACCCCCCAUCUCCACCGUGUCCGACAAGUUUCCUCCCCAUCACCACCACCACCACCAUCCGCAUCAUCCUCACCAUCACCCCCACCAAAGGAUCCCCGGGAACGUCAGUGGCAGCUUCACGUUAAUGCGCGAGGACCGGAGUCUGGCGCCCAUGAACAGUCUGUACCCCGCAUAUCAUCACAAGGAUCCCUGCAUGGGCCAGAGCCUGUCCCCGCUGUCCGGCUCCGGUCUGGCAAGCAUACACACGACCCAGGCAGGCAUCCCUCCCUACGCUCACCCCGGUGCCGCCAUGCCCGGUGAGAAGAUGCUCACCCCCAGCGGGUUUGAGGCUCACCACCCGGCCAUGCUCGGCAGACACACGGAGCAGCACAUGAGCUCCUCGGCGGGCAUGGUACAAAUCAACGGCCUCCACCACCACCCGCACGCCCACCUCGGCGCGCAGGGGCACGGCCAGGGGCUGGGGAGCAGCCGGGAGCAGGCCUCCGGGCCCGGGCAGCAAGGGGGCGGCGGCGGUGGAGGGGGCGGUGUAUCUGGAGGCCAGAUGGAGGAGGUGAAUACCAAAGAGGUGGCGCAGAGGAUCACCACGGAGCUGAAGCGCUACAGCAUCCCUCAGGCCAUCUUUGCCCAGCGGGUCCUGUGCAGAUCCCAAGGGACUCUGUCCGACCUGCUGAGGAACCCUAAACCCUGGUCCAAGCUCAAGUCCGGCAGAGAGACUUUCCGGCGCAUGUGGAAGUGGCUGCAGGAGCCUGAGUUCCAGCGCAUGAGUGCGCUCAGGCUCGCAGGUGAGCGAAGCCUCGGUAAAGCCCCUUUUUGUUUUUAUCCUUUUUGAAUGUGUUGCUGAGAAAACCGGUCACUUUAUCAGAACCAUUAGCUCUGCAUGCUACUCCUAAAUGAGCACUGGGUUUAAUAGUCUGGGAACAACUGGAUAUAAAUUUAAAAAGCUACAAAAAGGCUGAAUGUACACCAGAUUUAGAAAUAUGUCUCUUUUAGCUCAUUGUGCAUGAUCAUUAGAUUACAUAACAUUAAGUUUCCAUAACCCUUCACACAUCACACCAGCCCCAGCUUUGGAGAGGUUCAUUCUCUGGUUCCAAAUGUUGGUUCCUAUAUGAGAAGAUAGGCAUGUUGGUAAAUUAAGUUCAGCAUAAUUUCAAAAAAGAAGUUCAGACGCUUCUCAAAGCUGAAGCCUGAGCACCAAUUCUUGUUGCCUGACAUCAAUCCGCAUCCAUUUUUGUCUGUGCAAGGAUUUUGGGGUUGUGUGAAACAAGUGCUCAUGUCAUCUUACCUCAAAAUAUCGACCGCUGGACUGUGUGCGUAAACUGAUCCCAGGCCGAGAAAUCAUUAGGAAUGUGUUUAUUUUGGUGCAGAUGCAACUGAUCAAGCUUUUUGGUGUUGUUCCUGCAUGCUGUAAACAGAAAGAGAGAGGGCUGUUCAGAGUCUAUAGUGAAUUAAAUGUAAAUGUUGAGCAAAUCUGGAGUGUUGCUUUGUGUGGUUUUCGUUUAAAUAGACGAAUAGGUGUUGGAGCUGAGAGCAUGUGUUUGUGUUUUGGCCGUAAACUAACCCUGACUUGGCUGAGCUUUCUCUAAUUAACUGAUAGACCUCUGUAUUAAUUUGUCCCUGAGGUAUACGCACGAGUCAAUUAGGGUGCGCUGUUGAGGCACCAAUCGCACGUGCGCGUUCACAGACACCCAAUGGAUUUUUUCCUUUAACGUCCACGAAACUAAUCAAUGACCUACAAAUGGGCUUUUUGGCUUUUGGAAAAGUGAGGCUGCUGCGGCCAGGAGGAGGAAAGUGCGCGUGCAUUAGUGUUGUAUUUAGGAGGCGUGUGCACGUGGGUGUAAUCGCAAUAGAUUCUGUUCAUUUUACCCUUUUUCUGCUUCUUGUGUGUGAUUUAAUGAGACUUAAAAAUCAGUUGAUAAACAUGUAUUUUUAACCCUUUGGUUCAAAAAGCUGAUUUUUAAAUUUGAUUAUUGAUGGAAAAUGUCUCAGAUUAAAAGCAGCAAUUGAAACAAAGAAUCAGGCCUUUUGAUUACCUGAUUGAUUGAUUACUUUUUUAAAACAUCAAUUGAACACGUGUAUUGAUAUGAGCUUUAUUGUGAAAUCGCCUAUGUCAGGCCUGCUUUUGUCUUUUUUUCUUGUGCAGUUUUAUUACCUAUUUUUCUGUGUCCAAACAGGAAAAAAAAAAGAAACUCAAAGUUUUUCUCUGGAAACAAAAACGUAAGAAUAUAAAUGUGUCUUUUUUUGUUCUUGUAGAAAAGAACAAGGAGAAAAUGUACAGUAAAAAUCUAAAUUAAUUUGGAGGGAAUCGUCUGAGCGCCUGUGUAUUGAUCCGUUCGUUCCUAGGUGAAGCAGAUAUGUGAUCGUGUUCUGAAGUAGAUGUGAUAUACUUAUUGAUUUUAGGCUUCUGAAAUUAAUCUCAGGCCUUUUCUCUUUUUCCCACGUAUUCAAUUACCCACCUGAAUUUGCUUGACUACAACAAAAUGUAAUAGAAUAAAUCCAAAAGUAGGCAGAUUUGGCACCGGGCAUGAUGAUGAAUAUAUUAAAAACAGGAGAUUUAUAAAAGAAUGAAGAAUGAACUUUUUACGCAGAAAUGAUAUGUAUUGCUGGUUGUUUGACAAAUGUAGUGAACACCAUUAUAAAGUGUAUGGUGGUAGAUGUUUUUGUCUGAGAAAAGGGUUAAAAGGUUUCUUUUCCAGGUGAAUAUUUGCAGUAUGUUGCGCUCAGAGGUCUGUUUGUUGUUCUCGGUGAGAUUAUGAAACGCAGGACUGUCGCUGUCAGUGUGUGCUGUGUGUGUUUGAGUGUGUGUGGAGUUAUCUGUAUGUUUGUAAUGAUUAGCCGGGAGCAGCAGCUGUGUGUGUGUGUGUGUGUGUGUGUGUGUGUGUGUGUGUGUGUGUGUGUGUGUGUGUGUGUGUGUGUGUGUGUGUGUGUGUGUGUGUGUGUGAUUAUUGAUAACGAGGCCCUUGUUGUGUGUCCCUCUGGUCCUGGGAAAGCUGCUGGCCUCCUCCUGACUGUGCUGCUCGGGCCUCCUGCUCCUCCCGCUCCUCGUGCUCCUCCUGUUUUCGGGCUCGCGCGCUCAGUGGAGGCUCUUGCUGUCUGCGUGGCCUUCACUGCCGCUGAUUUAUAGCCGCCCCUCCACGAAGAGCCCCGGCUCUCUGUUAAUAUUUAGCAGCAUUGGAGACACCGGGCUGCUCUGUGUCGCUAAUACACUCCAGUUUAUGGUCAUGAGGACAGCAUUCACUGUAUCACACACACACACACACUCUAACACACACACACACACCUGAGGGAGAGGCUGUUCAGAGAGAGUGUGUGCUGAGAGGCUAAAAUGUGUUUAAAUUUCUCCCUGAAUACGAAUUUUACACGAAUUUUAGAGGCAGUGGCACAUAUAACCAUAAUAUCUGACAUUUUGCGUGAGGUUAUUGUUAUAUCAGAGUGAUACGCUUUUCAUCAUUGGUGCCUUCUCUUUGUGUUAGAAACCCAAUCUAAUUUUAAUACUAAAGGUUUUCUACGUGCCUCGCUGAGUUUUGAGUUUCCUUUUUAUUGAAUGUUGAAAUCUGUAAAAUUAAUCUCCAUUCCUGUCGGUAAUUACUUUGUGUUAAGAAUAUUCACUAAUUUCCCCAGUGAGUCUAUGCUGGGCCCCUCGGCUUGUCUGAGCAGCUCACGUCUGCCCCCUACUGGCGUCGGCUCACAGGUGACUCGUGUGUCUGUGAAUGUCAGGAAUUUGUGAGAAAAAAGCAAAAUGUAAGAGCAUAGAGGCAAGAGGGUUUUUUUAUGCAGUCAAACAGACUCUGAUGAUCUAUUUUUGAAUAUUAAAUAGUCUUUGUUUUGAGGGGUUAUUUGAGAGUUGUGGUCUAUGUUGAAGAGUAUUAGUUUUCAGCACCUUGGACAGCACUCAUUGUUCUCCUGUCUGUCUGCACUCCAUUAAAGAAAACAUGGCUCAGCUUCUGGUCAGUCCACUAACAGAAGGAAAUAGGGUCCCAUGAGGGGAUCCCAGGCAGAAUGCAGAGGAGUUCAUUCAAGCACUGGAAGGAUGUCUGUGUUUUGAACAAAAAUAUCACCAUAAUCAAAUCUGAAAUAUUCUAUACAAAGUUAUAAAGAAAUCUCAAAUCUCAUAAGUUAAGAAAAAGAGCAUCCCAUCAACAUUUCAAGUCAUUUAUGAGUGGAUGACAGAUAAAGCUUUAACAACACCUUUUCCAUUAUCGCCUAUUCUGUGAAACUUGAAUGCUUACAGCUUUUACAGGUCUAGAAAGUGUUUAGUAAUUGGUUUUGUUUAAGUCUAACUGCAGUAGCUGGUAUCACAAAUAAAUGAAAGCGAGAAUACAAGCGGAACAAGAGAUUUCGAACUGAUAUUCAAGUCAGUGUAAUCACAUUUAUCUAAGUUUCAGUUGUUUUCAAAAGUCUUCAGCACCCUUUUCAUGCCAUAUUGGAAAUUCAAGGCUAUUGGUCAAGCUUUAAUUUAAAGUUGUAUUUUUAAGGAUGUGUUCGAGGUUCAUCAUUUCAUUUUAUAUUCUUAAAAGCAACAUGAAUGAGAGAGGUGUGAUCUUAAAAGUUUAUAGAAAGCUUAACAACUUACAAAAAGGAAAAUAUUAGAUAUUGAUAUUACUCCGAAGUUAUCUCACCAGUUUGUAUGAAUUGAUUAAAAACUUGCAAAGUUUCUCAGAAGGAUAGCUACUGAGAAAAGUUACAAUAGUUUUCUGUCAUUUAUAAUUUUCAAAUCAAGUAAAUCACACCUGUUUUCACCAACACACUGUGUCUCUCUUUCUGUCUCUCCACAGCAUGCAAACGUAAGGAACAGGACCACGGCAGGAACGAUCGGGGGAACAUGACCAAGAAGCCACGGCUGGUGUUCACAGAUGUGCAGCGACGGACGCUCCACGCCAUCUUCAAAGAGAACAAGCGUCCAUCCAAAGAGCUCCAGGUCACCAUCGCCCAGCAGCUGGGCCUGGAGCUGGCCACAGUCAGCAACUUCUUUAUGAACGCACGCCGCCGGAGCCUGGAUAAGUGGGUGGACGACGGCUCUGGUCACCCCAUCAACUCUGGCCCCAAUGCCUGCACCAAAGCCUGAAGACGGACUGAUCCGACCAACUCAUGGACUGACUCAACCUCGGUGGAAAAGCUUUAAAACUUUAGAGAAACAAAGAGAAACUUAAAGAGACCUUGAAGCAACAUUUUGCCCUUAAACCUGUACUAUAUUGAUAUUUAUAGUAUCCAAAGAUGAAAAAACAAACCAAAGACUUCUUGUUUGACCUGCUUUGAAAUGUUUGUUUCAGCAACACGAUUAUGUGUAACAUACUGCAAAAAGACUAUAGUUUUACCCUCCCCCUCACACACACUCACCCACUGUCACUGGUCUAUAGCUUUAAUAUACCCCACUUUACCUCCCCAGCCAGUUUCAAUCUUCACCGUCCUUAUCUUUAAUCUGAUUGGUUGGUUUUAACGAUGGAGGUCUUAAUCAGCCUGUUGGCAGCCUGGUCUGCAGACGUCCACACCCUUGAAAAAAACAGCUAGAAUGUGGAGCUCCAGUGGGAUUGGCCAAUCAACUUUAAAGACAAAAUUAAUCCUACAGGAGCGACUGGAUUGUUGGGUUUGGACAGGUGGAGGUGGACCGUCUGUCAAGCUGUCUGUCUCUCUAUCAAGCAUUCCAGACAGACAGGGAGAUGCCUCAUACGUAGACUGCUAACCCAAAACCAAAACAAUACCAAACCUCAACCCUCAUGGUAGUGCUCUCUUCCAACAUGCUGAAGCGUCAGAUGAUUUAAACAAGAGAAACCAAAGCCUUCUUCAAACCAAAGCCUCUCAUUUCAUCUUGGAUUGAAAACACUCGAGGAGAAAGAGAUUAGACCAAAGAGUACAAUUAAUCAACGUUGAAGCGUGUAAGAGUAUUUUUACCUAAUUUUCUGCCUUUACUUCUGAGACAGACUGUUAGUUAGGCUAAACAACAACAAGGAGGUUGUUAAUGCUUGAAGUUCAUGAAACAUUCUGAGUCAUACUUAGAUUUCUGUCCCUGCAAAUGGAAACUUUCUGCAACACAACCCUAGAAAUCUAUCAGCCAAGAAAUCCUUUAUAUAGUGUCAAAAUUAAUCCCAUGAAUCCUCAAAUACAAAGCAGGUCCAGUGAGAAUUAUUUUCAACAAUAUGGAGAUAGACUCAACAUUUAUGACCAAACACAGACUCACUAUGAGCAACAAGGAAAAACUUGACUUAACAGGCAGAAACCUUGAGCAGAACCAGACUCAUUGACAGACAGCCAUCUGCCGAGACUGGACUAAAGUUUGCCUUAUUGAUGCCUUCUUAAAUCAAACCAAAAAUCCAGCUACAUCUCACUAAACAGUCUUUUUGUGAAGAUGAAUCACUGCAGAAGCAUAAUUUCCCCUCUUAGCAGAUUAGCUCAAGGUGUUGAGUGCAAAUACUAGCACCUUCAAAACAAUGAUUAAUCCAUUCAGCAGUGUGUUUUCUCUGCAAGGGUGAAAACCAGACAUGGCUCUCACUGGGCUUUCUUGGCACUGUGAGGGAGACAACAUCCUCUGUGUCGCCGCUCUUAUGAUAAAAAGCAUUCACCCCUGUGUGCUUCAUAUCUAUAUGAUUUUAUCCUGCUCAUCAAAGAUGUUGGGCCAAGGGGGAUGAUAUCAAUGAUCAAAUCACUUUAAGGCACUUACACAGCAAUGUCAGCUCCUCACCUGAAUACGAAAACACCCCACCCUGCUUGUUGUAAAUCCCCAGACCCAUUCCUCCCACUCCCACUUACCACCUGUCCUAGCAAGCUAUGCAUUUCAGCAGUAGGAGGAAAGCACUACACGGGGCCGGCCCAGGGCAGCGUAUCAUUAAAUAUAUCGAGCUGGCCCCCCUCUCAUCAUCCUCCUCAUGGCCUGGGUUAGCAGCUCUACAUUCAUCAGAACAAGCGCUGAAGGAGAGGCGAGAGAGUUCGCUCGCCUCUUCAUCUCUGACAGAAAAACCAAAAAGACGAAAAAGAGACAAAAAAAUGUGUUCAGACCUGCUGAUGUUUUAUAGUGUGAACCAAAGAUGCUACCUCACUCAAGUUCCAUACGUGAUUUCUAUCACUUUGAUGAUACCAAAGAUAACCAAAGAUUUUUUCUUCUCAUUGCACGGCCUCUAUGAGUGGUGUUAGAAGAUAUUGUGUGUCUCUCCCCCUCCCCCCCCUCCUGUCUCCUCUUUCUCUUCCUUUCUUCUACCAUUUCUGCCCCUCCCACCUGCACUCAACCCAUGCACCCCUGCUAUGCGUGCUCUUGCUUCAUCUGUACUCUGAUUACAGCUCCAUAGGUAGUCAUGCUGAUGUAGCUAGAGGCAGAUAUGCUGAUCUGGCCAUGGAUACACACAAGUGGCCUCUCAGGGGCCAGCAGGGGACAGAGGGGAGUCGCCGGGAACGUGAUCGGUUUUUCUUCUAGCUCAUCAGCUGCACCUUAUUGAUCAGUUCUAUGAUUUUACUGGCAGAACAGACAUAUUCGAACACAGAACUUGAUCAAAAAAAUUGAGAAUUGUGAAAAGGUUUACGAUUAAUUUCAAAAUAACAAAUGUAAAUUUGAUGGUGCACCCAGCUUUCUUUUCUUUGCAGCCUCCCUUCUCCUUCAGCCCUGCCUCUUCGUGUGUAUCUAUGAUUUUAUUGAUCCUCCAUCUAGGUCAGACAUCUUUACAUGACAAUAGGCAGACAAGCUGACAUAGCCAUGGGCAGAUUUGUUGACUCAACUAUAGGCAGACAUGUUCCUGAAAGUAGAAGCAGACGUGUUGCAAUCUUUCUAAAACUCCCAGGACGAGUGCCUUGCUUGAACCAAAGUGUAAAACCGCUGUUGACCUCUCACCUUUGACUCUGUGAAUACCUCAGCCUGUAGAAGGGCCACUACUGAAGAAACAAGGAAAUGUGUUUUUUUCCUCUUCUUUUUUUUAAAUCACACCGUGGUGCUUUUGCCAGCGCAACCAUGCAAUGAAAACAUACCAAAGGAAUUUCUGUUGUCCACUUCUACAGAUUAAACCAAAGGUCUUUGUUUCUUCUCUCUCUCCCUCGCCCCCUUUCAGCCCUCCUUCUCUCUUUCUCGUCCCUCCUGACCUGCUUUGUCUCUCUGCUCUGUGUAGAAAAGUCCAGCACUCUGGCCGUGCAUGUCUUUACCAAUGUCUCUGAAUACCUCAUAGUAAUAAUUCCUUUGAGUUCUGCAUUGAGACGUCUAUCUGUGAGCAAAGCAGAACUCCACUCUUGUGGUAACUGUUGUUGUUACUUCAAAAAGAAAAGCUGUAUGAUUAUCUAUUUUGAAGUUUGUUUUUUGGCAGAAGUGCUCUGUUCAAAGUCGCGGAGGACAAGUUUCAGGGUUGAUGUAUGAAACUUAAGGGAUGGAGGGAGAAGCGUAUUUUUUAUCAGACAUUGGGUUAUGCCAAUAUUAUGAUGGUAGACUAUUGCUUUUACAGGGUAAAACCAACUGCUGUGAUAUUGUGUUCAUAUUUUCCCUUUUCUCUACUUCUGUGUUGUGAUUUUAAUUUAAUUGCAUUUUUGUAAUGGUUAACCACUGCUUUAAUUUAUGCAUUUGUAGAAACUCUAGAUUUGUAUAUAGUAGGUUUUUUGGAAGAAAAAAAACAAACAAAAAAGACAGUUUUAUGUUACAGCCUUAUUUCCCACGCUUAGAUUUAACAAAGGAGUAGUUUGUAUUCUUCUUCAGCUGAAUCCUAGCCGGCAUUUCAAUGUGUUUUAAACACUGCCAGAAACCCAGACAGUUGAUUUGCCAAUGCAGACAAAGUUAUACAGGAGCUACUUUGUUGAACAGCUGGCAAAAAGCAGUGUGUACGUGUGUGCGUGUUUUUUCUAUUCUUUUGACUUUUUAACGAAAACUGUUAUUUUAUGGGUAUUACUGCACAUCCAAAGAUUUUUAAAACAAACCAAAAAUUGGACAAAAAAAUAUGUAUAAUGUUGAAAAGCACUGGCAUUUGUGAGGUAGACUUGUUGAGUUUUGAUUUGCCAUUCGCACGGGUAUAGAAUGUAGAAGGCGUAGGGCUGUGUAGACAAGCUUACUCGACCAUGUGGGGAACCUCCUGUUCAAUGUACAAUCUAAAGCAUCUGAAGAAACGAGGGCUGCAAGUCCUGCUCACUUUGCUGUCUCAUACACAGAGUGAGGUGGAGCUGAGGCUGGGCAGCCGGUCUGCCAGGGGCCGUGUCACGGAGCUGGGUCUGUUUUUAUUGCCGUGGCACAGCCGCCUCACUCCAUCUGGUAUCUGUUCUUUUGGUACAUACUCGUGUAAUGACUAUGAGCAAAGUCUAAUAAAACUGUAAAGAAGCUUACAAAGGAAUCAGUGUGUAAGUGUGUAUGGCGACAACCACCCGGACUGCUCAUUUCUUUUGUGCGUGUGCUCACAUGCAUGUCAUUCUUGGCUGUGUGUUUGUCUUUUGUUUUGAAUCAGUUUGUUGCUGCUGGUGUGUUUGCAUGUGUGUGUGGCUGGUUGGUGCAUAUCACAGUAAGUCUGACUCCCUCUGCCUGUCAGAGGCCUUACUGUUAGAUAACAGCAGCAUGUUAUGCAGUCAUUAUGUCACAGAUUGUGGAUGUUUUUCACAAAAACUACAGGUGCUUACAUAACAAAAUAAAGGCCUGUAGAAGAGAAGGGAUGGAUGAUGCUGUGUGAAUCUACUUUUUACUCAUUUGACAUGUUCUCUUAUUUAUUUUGACCCUAAGGAGUUCCCAUAUGAUGGGUGGCUUGGCUACAAGUCUCAUAACAAUACUGCAGCGCCUAAGACAAUCAUCUGGAUCUCUAACGCUGGGGAACUAGUUUCUCGCCCGCAGAGGGGUGUCCUCCAGCUCUUCAUACGCAAAGAUGCUUGAAGGGUUUUGAUAAACAAGCAUAUUUGUUGUCAUUCACAUUUAGGAUUAGAUCACAGUAGUCUUCAUCUUGCACUUGCAUUUUCAGAAUGAAAUUUCAUUGCUCACAUCCGCCUCGUGCUCUGUCAUACUUGAUCUCUUUCUUUUGACCUCCUUCUCGACUCACAAUGCUUCUUCAGUUUAAGUAUGUGUGUGUGUGUGUUUGUGUGUUUGAGUACGUGUGCGAGAAAGUGUGUGUGCUUGUGUGCCAGAGAGGCAAUGCCGUCAGUGUUACUCUCAGAUAUAUAACUCCAUGUCUCAUGACUUGAUUUGUCAUUGCUGUUUCCAGGCUUUGCUACUGCUUUCUCAGUGCCGUGCAAUAUCAUCUGUUGUGAUUGCUAAGCAAAUGAAAAAAAAAAGAAAGAAAAUUGAGAAGCAAGUGAUGAUGUCAUCCAGCUUUUUUCAGUGUUCAAAUGUUUCAACAUUUCUGUAGUCACAAAAAAGUAGAAAAUAAACUGUUGGUAUUUCCAGCCUCAGAAUCCUGCCUCUUGUUAUUAUUUCACUGCAUUUUUGGGUGGGAUUUGUCAUUCCUCUUUAUUUUUUUUUUUGUUCACAUCAACAAAUUGAAUCAAUAAAAUGUCAAGGAAGUCGAGUACAGCACAAAUAGACAAACCAUAUGAGUGUGUCAUGGAUGAGAAUCUGCAGCCAGUGCAGAUGAUGGCCGAUAUACAGUAUUUUUUUGCAUUAGAUAACAUAUAACAUUUGACAGUGACACAGUGGUUCCCAAACUUUUUCUACCCACCCCCCCUUUGGCAGAUAAAAAUUGUUUCAG
Messenger RNA from Xyrichtys novacula (pearly razorfish), 11831 nucleotides. Lineage: Eukaryota; Metazoa; Chordata; Actinopteri; Labriformes; Labridae. The record is from the annotation of a GenBank genome assembly.